AUGCUAGAAGACAACACUCUAAAGGGUGUCGAACCCCAUGUGAAUAUCACGCUCUACGCUCCUGCAGCUUCAUUCGUUGGCUUGGGAACCUUCGACAAAGUUGAAAUCACCGAUCCGUCUCCGAUUUUGUUCGAUCCCGUACAAGUAAACCACCGUCGUCUUGGGGUCGUGGGUAUCGUGUCCAUUCUGUACGUCUAUCUCUGCGCUGGUCCCAUCGGAUCCGAAGACGUCGUCUCUUCAGCAGGUCCUCUAAUUGGUCUAUCAGGAUUUAUCCUCUACGCUUUCUUCGUCGCAUUCCCGUUUGCCUACAUCGUAGCUGAACUGUGCUCAGCAUUCCCAGAAGACGGUGGAUUCACGGUUUGGGUGUUGAACGCUUUCGGCCCCUUCUGGGCUUUUCAAGUGGGAUACUGGUCAUGGAUUGCUGGUGUGUUGAGAGGAGCUUUGAUGCCUGGAACACUACUGAGUCUACUUACCCGAUACUACAACAUGGAAAUCGAGUCUUCCGUUGCAACAUACGGCAUCAAAGCAGCAAUUGCGAUUAUCUUAACAGGUCCAACGUUGCUAGGAACUAACAGUGUGGGUCGACUGAGCCUACUAGUUGAUCGCUUGCUUCACCGUAUUCACGGUUUGGGCCAUUGUGGAGUCUUCAGACUUGGACGAUCUCUUCCAGAUGCGCCAUGA
Phytophthora nicotianae INRA-310 is the source of this 681-nucleotide messenger RNA. RefSeq lists its product as hypothetical. The coding region runs from base 1 to 681 and encodes 226 amino acids. The record is from RefSeq and is a predicted model, not a curated record. Gene Ontology annotation, biological process: transmembrane transport. NCBI's taxonomy places the organism in Eukaryota, Oomycota, Peronosporomycetes, Peronosporales, Peronosporaceae. Gene Ontology annotation, molecular function: transmembrane transporter activity. Gene Ontology annotation, cellular component: membrane. The transcript has 2 exons.